This is a messenger RNA of Helianthus annuus (common sunflower), 1779 nucleotides long. RefSeq names its product phosphatidylinositol glycan anchor biosynthesis class U protein. Gene Ontology annotation, biological process: protein localization to cell surface; attachment of GPI anchor to protein. Bases 610 to 1449 code for a protein of 279 amino acids. Gene Ontology annotation, cellular component: membrane; GPI-anchor transamidase complex. The record is from RefSeq and is a predicted model, not a curated record. Lineage: Eukaryota; Viridiplantae; Streptophyta; Magnoliopsida; Asterales; Asteraceae. The transcript has 13 exons.
AAAUAAAACAAAAAUAACCCUGUCCUCUUGUCUUGUCUAUCUCCCCUGUUGGCUCCAUCUUCUAAACCUAGACCUUCUUUGAUUCUACGAUUCAGCAGGGAGGGAAGGUAAGGUUCAAUCAGCCAGCCAGCCAGCCAGCCAGCCAGCAGGGCGGGCAGAAAGUAACCAAACCUCAUCCUCUGAUCGGAAACAACCUCCACGAUGAUUGAGGAAUCAUCGGGGAAGACAACGAAGAAGCAUCCAUGGUUUUGGAGUUCCGCUGUAGCUUCCAUGGUGCUAAGACUAGUACUCAUAGUCUACUUCCCAAACACUCUCCUCAACUUCUCCUCUCGCCCCGAAGUCUCCACCCCCAUCACAAGCCUUCGUCGCCUGGCGGAAGGUUAUUGGUUAAAGCAAUCAUCGAUGUCGCUGUAUGCUGGUUCAAUGUACCAUGGAUCUCCUCUUCUAUUAUCGAUCCUUGGGCCUCUCACUGAUGAUAGAAAAAGCUGAUGAACAGUAAAUUAUGUAGAAAAUUUUCCUGCUGGUGAUAUAGCCGCUCUUGUGUACCUAUGGAAUCCUUUGACCAUCAUCACGUGUUUGGGGUAUUCAACAUCACCGAUCGAAAAUCUCAUGAUUGUUUUGUCUCUAUACGGCGCAUGCAGGAGACUAGUUCGUCUAGCUGCUUUUGGAUGGGUGAUGGCAUCUCAUUUGUCCCUCUAUCCCGUUAUUCUAAUCAUACCGUUAGUUCUAUUAAUAGGUUCUGGUCUAGAUACACCACCAAGAAAACUGUUUCUGCAACCGAAACAUAGCGAUGGUUACAAGAAAACUAGUUUUUCAUGGAGACGAGUUGUUUUGUUCUUUUUGUGGGCUUCUGCUUGGGCACUAUAUGUUCUACUUCUGUGCGGUAUUUCUCUAAAAGAGUACAGUGGCCUCGGAGAAAUGUUUAAAAGAACGUAUGGGUUUAUUCUCAGCGUAGAAGAUUUAUCUCCAAACAUUGGUGUCUUGUGGUACUUCUUUGCAGAGGUUUUUGAUUUUUUUAGAGAUUUCUUCCUGAUAGUAUUCCAUAUAAACAUUCUUUUCAUGGUGUUACCGCUUGCUAUACGGCUACAUCACCGACCUUGCUUUCUAGCAUUUGUCUACAUUGCAAUCUCGUCUAUUCUCAAGUCUUAUCCUUCGGUUGGCGACUCCGCUCUUUACUUGGGCUUACUGGGCCUGUUUGUCAAUGCAUUAGCUGAUAUGCAAUUCUCAUUUUUUCUUUUCUCUGGGUAUUUGGGGACGUUACUUCUUAGCCCUGUGAUGAACAACCUGUGGAUUUGGCGGGGAACAGGAAAUGCAAACUUUUACUUUGCUACUGCAAUGGCUUAUGCUUGUUUUCAGAUUAUCUUAGUUGUGGAGAGUGUAAGUUCGAUGCUUAACCAUGAUAGAGCUCUAAAGAAAGGUGCUACAACGGUUGCAAAAAAGGUACAAUAGUAGUACAGGAGGCUAUGCAUGAUUAAGCGAAAUCCCAGGAAGCUUGUUCUCAAGAGGCAAUCUGCACUUGUGACCAGGCUUUUUUUAGAUUGUUUUUCUUUUGGGACAUACGAAUAGUUGAAUACGCAGCAUAUGAGUUAAAUGGUUUCAUCACAGUUAGGUUAAAUCACAUUUUUCUGCAGUAUGGCAUGUAAUGUUGUUUUCAUCUUCAAUAUUAGGUUCAAUCACAGUUUUCUGCUUAGCUAGGUUGCACCAUAUGCGCACACACGUACUUUAUGGUGUACUUGUAAGAUUUUUUUUUUUUUAAUAAAAAUAAUUUGUAGUUAUUUU